Molecule: messenger RNA, 891 nt
Organism: Cucurbita moschata (crookneck pumpkin)
Lineage: Eukaryota; Viridiplantae; Streptophyta; Magnoliopsida; Cucurbitales; Cucurbitaceae
Exons: 2
Coding region: 1-891 (296 amino acids)
Molecular function (GO): nucleic acid binding; zinc ion binding
Source: RefSeq, a predicted model, not a curated record
AUGGAAGGAGAAUCCAGUUUUUCAACUGUCGCACCACCAGUCUUUGAUGGAGACAAUUAUCAAAUGUGGGCAGUUCGAAUGGAGACUUAUCUGAAGGCUUUGGAUCUUUGGGAAGCAAUAGAAGAGGAUUACAAGGUCCCUUCACUUCCAGCAAAUCCUACUGUAGCACAAAUCAAAUUACAAAAGGAAAAGAAGACAAGGAAAUCAAAGGCGAAAACUUGCUUAUUUGUCACUGAUUAUCUCAAGGCUGAAUAUGAAGGAGAUGAGAGGAUUCGUAGAAUGAAAGUCCUGAAUUUGAUUAGGGAUUUCAAGUUGCAGAAGAUGAAGGAGUCGGAGUCGGUGAAAGAGUACUCUGACAGACUGCUUGGUUCUGUGUUAAAUGAUUCCAGGAUCGUUGAAAAGCUGCUAGUCAUUGUUCUAGAGAAGUUUGAAGCCACCAUUACUACUCUGGAGAACUCCAAAGACUUGUCAAAGAUUUCUCUUAUAGAGCCCUUGAAUGCUUUACAAGCACAAGAGCAAAGGAGGUUUAUAAGGCAACAAGGGGUGAUUGAAGGUGUCUUACCUAUUAAGCAUCAAGACAACAGCAGGUAUAAAAACAAGAAAAUUUUUAAAAAUCAAUCGACGAAUGGAGAUUCAUCUGCCAAUUAUCAGAAGACAAAAGGAGGAGGUUUCAAAAAAUCCUAUCCACCUUGGCGCCAUUGUGAGAAGAAAGGUCAUCCACCAUACAAGUGUUGGAGAAGACCUGACGUCAAAUGCUCCAAAUGCAAUCAACUUGGACAUGAAGCUGUGAUCUGCAAAGUUAAAGGUCAGGUGAAAGAAGUAGAUGCACAAGUAGUUGAUCAAGAAGAAGAAGAUCAAUUGUUUGUUGUCACUUGUUCCUCAGGCAAAUAA